This is a messenger RNA of Alligator sinensis (Chinese alligator), 2066 nucleotides long. It is a transcript of the gene PDPN, whose product is annotated as podoplanin. The transcript has 6 exons. Gene Ontology annotation, cellular component: filopodium; basolateral plasma membrane; lamellipodium. The record is from RefSeq and is a predicted model, not a curated record. The coding region runs from base 258 to 704 and encodes 148 amino acids. Gene Ontology annotation, biological process: positive regulation of epithelial to mesenchymal transition; cell-cell adhesion; positive regulation of extracellular matrix disassembly. Gene Ontology annotation, molecular function: chemokine binding; signaling receptor binding; protein-folding chaperone binding. NCBI's taxonomy places the organism in Eukaryota, Metazoa, Chordata, Crocodylia, Alligatoridae.
GCACCCUCCCACCCCUUGGUUAAAGAAAAAAUGCUGACUCCUCUCUCAGUUAUUUUUCUUUAGCUGUAUUCGUUAUCUCUCUGGGAAAGCCUGCCCCUCUAACUACUGCAGUCUAAGGGAAUUUCUGCAACUCCAAAAGGUUGUCCACAGGUGGUUUCUCUGUGUGAUCUAAACUCCUCUUAUCUCUAAAAUAAUCCACGACUGGAACAGUCUGAUCCCAAGACUGGAAAGCUAUUCUCUCAACAGAAUUAGCCAAGAUGUUUCUUAAAACUCUGCUCUUCGUCUUCUUGCUAGGGACUGUACCCUUCAGGGCAUUUGCUGAAGAAGCAAGCUCAGUUCUAGAGGAUGAAGAAAGUACAACAACGGAUUUCAAAGACAGGAAUGACACAUGGUAUGAUGAAGUGCCAACUCUGUUGCCCACAAGCCUCCACAAUAUAACAGACUUUCUCCAAUUAGAAGACCUAAUGACCACAGAAAGUGCAAUCGCCACGAAUGAAGACAGUGAAAACUCUACUGAUCCUGACGUUACUCUUGAACAUGCUGACGAUGAACUGGGUGAAGAGCCAGAGACAACAGAGGAAGAAGGUGGCCUGGGAACAGCUGCACUAGUUGGAAUCAUAAUUGGCAUCAUAGUAGCAGUUGGAAUCAUUGCUGGAAUCAUUAUUGCUGUUGUGAGGAAAAUGUCGGGCAGGUACUCGCCCUAAAAAUAAUUGAAGAAAUAGUGCCUCUUGCUAUGCCAGAAGAAAAAAUUGCUUCCUGUUUUACAAACUACUAGAAAACUGUUCCCAUAACCGUGUGAGAAGAUGAUCCAUGGAAAGUGUGAAUGAAGAAUUCCAGUUCUAUGGGGAUACCACACAGCUUUCUGGAGGAACAUUUUACAGGCACGACAAAAACUGAACAGUUUAUAGGACUCUGCUGAAGUAUUUUAGAGGAAUAAAAUAUAGAAAAAGAAUAUGCAGUAGGAGAAAAGAGAAGGGGAAAAAAAGGAAAAUCUAAAAUGUGGUUUUCAGGUAGUAAAAAUACUGUGCUAGCUAGAUGUUAAAACAAUGGCAGGAAAAAAAAUAUUUUACAUUGCAUUCUAUCCUUUUCUCUAAAAAUUUUUAUCCAGAUUUUUUUUUUUUGUUCUAAGCCCAAAAACUAGUCAGGGAGCCUGCUGUAUUCUUCAAUGUUACAGAGGUAUAAAAUUGCCAGUGUCUGGGUACGUUCAUCUACCAAAUCUGUACUGUUUAGCAGGAAAUGUCAUCCUGAUAAUCAGGAAUGCGAUUAAGAGGAGGAAAACACAUUUGUGGCCUGGGAACUUCAACCAUUCUGCUGAGACGAGACCUGUGAACCAUUAUACGGUCAGGCAUGGCAGACCCAGCGGGAACUGGACCUACCAAUGAAAAAUUGCUCCUUCCUCUGACUGAUCAGCAAAGAACGACCAGUUUUCUCUGUUGCAGAGAUGUGUAGAGACUGGAAUACACAUCCUAAAUUAAAGGGUGCUUGGAAUAUACCCACUUUUGAUGGGUCACUUAAACCUAUUACUCAGCAUGUUUUGGAUCCAGUAUGUAGAAGCUUCCACAAUUGGUAUAUGCUAUUAUAUAUAUAUAUAUUUAUAUAUAUAUAUAUAUAUAAUUUCUUUGUCUUCUCUUUUUAAUUGUAUAGCAAGCAGUGUUUGACUAUAUACGGUGCACUGGAAGAUCAGUGCAUAUAUGAAUGAGGUGACCUCUCUCUAGACACAAAGUAACUUGUGCCAUGGCAUCGCUUAUGCAACAGGACUGAAAUGUGACUGAGGUUUCAAACAAAAAGGCUUUAUUUGCUUAGUGGCUGCAAAAAUCAUGUUUUCUAUUUCGACCCUCAGAAGUUGGAAAAUUACUGGAAUCCUUCUCAGAGAGGACUAAGACGUACAAACUUUUCCAGAUUUUCUCUUCAAUUCCUUCUGUGCGCCAUGAUCUAUCAUAUCAAGCUGAGCUUUGGAAAUGAAAAUUAUGAUGUAUAUUAUGUCAGAGUUUAUAAUGCUUAGUCCCUAUUUUAUUUUAUGCUAUAUUAUGUAUAUUAAAAAAACACAUAUAUUUUGUUCCUCCUGA